AUGGCGGCGCCCGUGCCACGUACAGAGGAGCACGAAGAGGGGCAAGAUGGCAGCGUACGGAGGGGCGGGAAGCCGGGCGAGGGGCGGGGCAAAGAGGCGGUGGAGGGAGAGGCGGGACUACGUCGAGAUGGCGGCGUCGACGGGGCGGGACGGGGCGGGAUGGGGGUUGACCGCGCCGCGUCGGGAGGCAACGGAGAGGCCGGGGAGCGGCUUAGGAGCAUGGAGGGUGGCGAGCGGCUUCUCCCCAAAGGUUUCCCCAAGCUGAAGAACGACACGUUCCUGCGCGCGGCGCGCGGGGAGGAGACGGAGCACACCCCGGUGUGGUGCAUGCGGCAGGCGGGACGGUACCUGCCAGAGUUUCGGGAGACACGGGCGUCACAGGAUUUCUUUGCCACUUGCCGGAGCCCCAAAUUGUGCUGUGAGCUGACACUGCAGCCGCUAAGACGAUUCCCCCUGGAUGCUGCCAUUAUCUUCUCUGACAUCUUGGUGGUGCCCCAGGCACUGGGCAUGGAGGUUGUCAUGGUGCCUGGCAAAGGACCCACGUUCACAGAGCCCCUGAAGGAGGUGGAGGAUCUGCUGAAACUGCGACAGAAGGUGGAUGUCACCGCAGAGUUAGGUUAUGUCUUCCAGGCCAUCACACUGACACGACACAGCCUGGAGGGCAAGGUGCCGCUCAUCGGCUUCUCGGGGGCACCGUGGACGCUCAUGUCCUACAUGAUUGAAGGUGGUGGCUCCACUACAAUGGCCAAGGCCAAGAGCUGGCUCUACCGUCACCCUGAGGCAAGCCACCGUCUGCUACGCCUGCUGGCUGAUGUCAUCAUUGAGUACCUGGUGGGGCAGGUGGCUGCUGGAGCGCAGGCACUCCAGCUGUUUGAGUCCCAUGCAGGGCACCUGGGCCCCGAGCUGUUUCAGGACUUUGCCCUGCCUUACAUCCGGGACAUUGCCCAGGCUGUCAAGAGCAAGCUGAAGGAGGAGGCACUGCCCCUGGUGCCCAUGAUCAUCUUUGCCAAGGAUGCACACUACGCCCUGCGCGACCUGGCCCACGCCGGUUACGAGGUCGUUGGUCUCGACUGGACCAUCCGGCCCCAGGAAGCUCGUGCGCAGAUAGGAAAAGAUGUCACCCUGCAAGGGAACCUGGAUCCGUGUGCUCUCUAUGCACCCAAGGAGAAGAUUGGCGAGCUGGUGAAGAAGAUGCUGGAGAGUUUUGGGACCCAACGCUAUAUUGCAAACCUGGGCCAUGGCCUCUACCCUGACAUGAACCCGGAACAUGUGGGUGCCUUUGUGGAAGCUGUGCAUGCUCAUUCUCGUCAUAUCAACAAGCACAGCUGAACCUGGGGCCUUGGGGACAGGACUCUGGUUUGGGCACAGUCACGCAUGUUGUCACAGGGCUCACUCUAGGCUGGGCUGCAGCAUUAAACCAGGACCUUCUCUGCA
Messenger RNA from Serinus canaria (Common canary), 1434 nucleotides. RefSeq names its product uroporphyrinogen decarboxylase (gene UROD). Gene Ontology annotation, cellular component: cytosol. Gene Ontology annotation, biological process: heme biosynthetic process. The record is from RefSeq and is a predicted model, not a curated record. Gene Ontology annotation, molecular function: uroporphyrinogen decarboxylase activity. Lineage: Eukaryota; Metazoa; Chordata; Aves; Passeriformes; Fringillidae.